GCGCGCGCGCAUGAAUGAUCAGUUACGAUCGCAUCCAUACGUGUAGGAACCCAUACGAUCAAACCCUCUCUCUCCCUCAAAUUUAGAGCGUGUUUGAUAAUAGGAAGUGGCUUGUUUGAGAACUUCUCAACCUUUCUCGUUUGAUAAAAAUGAAAACGCCAAAUCCAAAGUUUUUCUUCCCACACCUCUGUGUAAAAACAAGUUCUGACCCAAAGGUCGGAACCUAAAAUAGGAAGCUCUAAAAUUCCUCCUCAUUCGAUAACCUGGAGCACCCCCCCGGCUGAGCACCCACCUGAGCACUCCUCUCUGCGCCGCGGAGCAUCCACACCGUUGAGCGCCCCUCUUUUCACAACUUCUCAUCUCGCCGCUGAGCCAGCCCAGCACGCCAUUAUCUCAGGCAAACCUGUGAUCCUUGCCAUUGAUCCUGAGAUACGAUUUUCGGAUGAAUGGCUGCCACUUCAGCAUACCCGCCGCCACCUCCGUUCUACAGGCUUUAUAAAGAUUAUAUUGAGGAUCCAAAGUCAGCACCGGAGCCACCGCCUCCUAUUGAUGGAACUUACACUUUAUAUGGCGCAACUUAUACGACUGAUGACGUGCUUCCAAGUUUGGAAGAACAAGGAGUUCGCCAGUUAUAUCCUAAGGGGCCAAACAUUGAUUACAAGAAGGAACUGAGAGCGCUGAACCGAGAGUUGCAGCUUCAUCUCUUGGAACUUGCAGAUGUGCUUGUUGAGCGACCAUCUCAGUAUGCACGGAGAGUGGAAGAGAUAUCUCUUAUUUUUCGGAACUUGCACCAUCUCCUCAAUUCUUUGCGUCCUCACCAAGCCAGAGCUACACUAAUUCACAUUUUAGAACUUCAAAUACAAUGUCGUAAGCAAGCAGUGGAAGAUAUUAAGAGAAGAAGAGAAGAAGCACAGCAGCUGCUCAAAGAAUCUCUUGAAACCCUAGAUGGACACUUGCCUUGAACCGUAUUUCUGAUAACUAUAUUUGCCAGUUACCUAUUAUCCAUGUUCUAUAUUAAGAUGGAUUUUGCGUAGCCACUACCCACUUGAGCUUGUUUCCUCUGUAAAGUUAUCAGUCACCAUAAUCAAAGAUGAAAGAACAGAGACCAGGUUCAUGGGUCCAAAGUUAUACUUGCGCUCAAUGUUCUCUCUCUAGAGGCAGGCUUCUGAAGUCAUCACUUCUUUGGUACUCUCUCUCUUAGUUGUCAUUGCUUUUACUUUACCUGGAAUUUCAUUUGAACAUAAAAAAAUUUAUGUUCAACAUGAACUGCAUGUUGUCAUCCCUCUAGAGGUAGACUUCCCGAGUCGAGCCUUCUUUCGUGCUUUCUGUCUCUCUCAUACAAUUUUUGUUGCUCUUUGCUUUUUCUGGAAUUUCAGUUGAGAAAUAGACAGAUAUGAAUAUUUUAACAUCUUGUGGUACUAUGAUUUCAGCAUCUUUGGGGUGGUUUUAUAAUGAAGACUGGGUACUUGGUCUUUACCAAUUCACAAUUUCAAAGGUUUGAAAGGUACCUUUAGACAGCCAAGUGCUUUGUUGUGUAAAACCUAACUGCCCACUCACCCCCAUUUCAAAUGGAGAGCCUAUUUGAUGACUUGUUCAACUUGAUGGAUGUUGCUUGCCUGUUUUGGUGUAAACAUUAUACCAAACAAAGAAAAAAAUCAGCAUGAGAGAUACUUCAUUGUAGUUGUGAUCAUACAUUUUCUUCUGAUUGUUAGAGUUGAACUUGUACGGUUGCUAAUGCAGUUGAGAUGGGAUAAGAUUGUCUUGUCUGAUGAAAUAUUGAACGGCCAUUGUAUUCUACA
This is a messenger RNA of Amborella trichopoda, 1799 nucleotides long. RefSeq names its product mediator of RNA polymerase II transcription subunit 7a. The record is from RefSeq and is a predicted model, not a curated record. Gene Ontology annotation, molecular function: transcription coregulator activity. NCBI's taxonomy places the organism in Eukaryota, Viridiplantae, Streptophyta, Magnoliopsida, Amborellales, Amborellaceae. Gene Ontology annotation, cellular component: mediator complex; core mediator complex. Gene Ontology annotation, biological process: regulation of transcription by RNA polymerase II.